ACUUUUUACCAUAAAUCUUAAUUUCGCUCACUUUAAAACAUUUAUUAUUUAUUUUUAAUAUUUGGCUAGCUUAAACCGAAAUUAAUUUGAGCGAUUGAAAACGAUAUUAAAGAUUAAUUCUUGGUUUAUUGAUCGUUUAAUUUGCGGCCGAUUUUUUGAAGUCUAAUCGAGUUACAGAACAGAAAUGGAUUUGAGACCUAGCUGUACGAUUUACAUCAAUAACCUGAAUGACAAAAUCCAUAAAGAAGAAUUGAAGCGAUCGCUCUACGAGUUGUUCUCCCAGUUCGGUCACAUUCUGGACAUUGUGGCCAUGAAGACUAUGAAGAUGAGAGGGCAGGCUUUCAUCAUAUUCAAGGAGAUUUCCAGUGCUAAUGUGGCUAUGAGGGCUCUCAAUGGCUACCCCUUUUAUGAUAAGCCCAUGAGGAUUCAGUACUCGAAGAAGGAAUCCGAGGUGAUAUCUCGGAUGAGGGGGACGUUCGUUGAGAAGGGCGGCAAGAAGAAGAGGCCAGAGGAUGAGGAAGCCAAUAAGCAGAAGAAGAAGAAAACUAACAAGCCUGGAGAUAAAGGUCAGAGGGCAAUGAAUGGUGAAGUUUCUGUACCUCGCAUGGAAAUGUCGACAGCGGCCCCCAGCAGACAGCAGCAAGCAGCCGAGCAGCAAGUACCACAUCACAUCCUCUUCCUUUCGAAUCUGCCCGACGAGACAAAUGACAUUAUGUUGUCUAUGCUGUUCAAUCAAUUCCCCGGCUUUAAAGAGGUCAGACUGGUACCUGGUCGAUCGGACAUAGCAUUCGUCGAGUUCGAUACAGACAGCCAUGCGGUGCCUGCCAGAGAGGCCCUACAGGGUUUCAAGAUAACCACCACGCACGCCAUGCAAAUCGACUACUCCAAGAAAUAAUUACCAUCAUUUAUUAUUAUUUUUAUUAUUAUUUUACAUUGUCAUCGUUCGUUAUUGUUUCAGCGUCACUAUCAUCUAUAAUUUCUGUUGUUUAUUAUUAUUGUUAUAUUACUAUUAUUAUAUUAUUAUUAUUAUAUUAUUAUUAUUAUAAGAGUGAUGUUAGGUGACCACUUUAUUGUUCGGUUAUACAUAAUAUCGUCAUUAAUGGUCCUACCGUAAUGUCACGGACAGUUGUAAUAAAAAAAAAAUGGCUGAUUGAACGUCGGAACUCACCUAGGGAUAUUUUGUAAGGAGUGAGUAAAUGAAUGAAUGGUUGGAUGAAUGAAUGAAUAAUUAAGUGGAUGAAUGAAUGAUUAAGUGGAUGAAUGAAUGAAUGAAUGAAUAAAUUAAUGAAUGAGUGGUCGGAUAAAAUUUUGAUACAUUAAAUACGAACUGGAAACUUUUUCAUUCAACGUUAUCAGCACUCUUUUAAUAAUCUGUUCAUUUAAUAGAUUAAUUAAUUAAUAA
Messenger RNA from Helobdella robusta, 1402 nucleotides. RefSeq lists its product as hypothetical. Gene Ontology annotation, biological process: mRNA splicing, via spliceosome. Lineage: Eukaryota; Metazoa; Annelida; Clitellata; Rhynchobdellida; Glossiphoniidae. Gene Ontology annotation, molecular function: U1 snRNA binding. The transcript is spliced from 9 exons. Bases 185 to 895 code for a protein of 236 amino acids. Gene Ontology annotation, cellular component: U1 snRNP. The record is from RefSeq and is a predicted model, not a curated record.